This is a messenger RNA of Paramecium octaurelia, 1720 nucleotides long. NCBI's taxonomy places the organism in Eukaryota, Ciliophora, Oligohymenophorea, Peniculida, Parameciidae. The record is from the annotation of a GenBank genome assembly.
AUGACACAAUAUUAGGAUGAAUUUCAGUAACAAGGGCUCUAGUUUAAAUGCUUAUAAGAAAUAAAUAAAGGAAAAAUUGGAGAAAAAAGAAAUUUGAAUGUGUUGAAUAAUGCAAUUAAUGUAUUCUUUGCAAAUUAAAUUUCAAUGACAAAAUAUAUGAAUAUGAAUAAACAUUUCUGCAUUACUUAAAACAACAAAUUUCAAACCAUAGUUAGUUAGAAUUAUCGCUUAAUUAAAUUUAAUGAUAAAUUAGAACUACAAAUAAUAAUUAGAAAAACGCUGAUCAUAAAGCUCUAAGUCUUUAGAUUUAUAAGAAAUGUAGUGAAAGAUCAAUUAAGUAGAUUUUAUGAUAUAUUAGAAUAUAAGAUAUAAUAAAAAGUAAGAAUAAUUAUGAAUUAUCAAAAAAAGAUCGAGUAAUUUGCUCAGUUUUCAGUGAAUUAUUAUUGAUAGAUGUAAAUGAAUUAGAAUUUAACAGGGUGUAUACUUGAAUUGAUAAAAUAAGAGAUUAAGACCAAGAAUAAUUUCACUAAAAAGCCAUGAUGUUAUAUAUAUAAUCCUUACUUCUAAUAAUAAUUAUAUCAUGGGAUAAUGUGUAUGUUCUGAAACUGUACCAGUAAUUAGUGAAAUAAGUCCCCUGGUAUACACCCAAAGGGCAGAAGUCAUAAAAGAGCCCUUAGCUAUUUCGGAUGAACCUCUAAUACAAGAUGAUAUAGAUAAAAUACAAUCUCAAACAAAGACUAGAUAAACAGAGUGUUCUUUAGUUUUUGAGUUUAACAAACCAAAUUGCAAAGUAGCUAUGCUGACUAAUGAAUUGUUCUUGUCUUCUUCUCAAAAAGUCAAGGUAUAAUAUAUUUAGAAUAAAGGAACUUCUAGAUAAAUUGGGUCCUUAUGAAGAUGAAGAGGUAGAAACAAGUAACCAUUGUGUUUAUGAAUUAAAAAAUGGGAGUUUAUAUAAAGGAGGAUGGCUAGAGGAUUAGAAGAGUGGAAAAGGUUAAAUAUUAGUUGUAAAAUUUCUAGGAAAUGAAAUACAGAAAAAUGGAUCUCUGUUUGAAGGCUAAUUUUAUCAAGGAUUAGCAAAUGGAAGAGGGAGAAUGAUAUAUUGUGAUGGUGAUUAUUAUAUUGGAGAUUGGGUUGAUGAUUAACGUAUAUGUAAAUGUUAAAUAUGAGAUCAUGGAUACGGAGAAUAUUACCAUUACGAUGGAUCUUUGUAUAAAGGUUAAUGGUUCUAAAAUUUGUAGCAUGGUUAAGGAUUCGAAUUAUUUUCUGACUAAUCUACAUAUAAAGGUGAUUUCCAGUUUGGCAAAAGAUCAGGAGAGGGUAUAUAUAAGUUUAAUGAUGGAUGUAUGUAUGAAGGUGAAUUUAGAAAUAAUUAAUUUAAUGGAUAUGGGUUUAAUUUAUGUUUCAUAUUUAGUACUUUCAAUUGGACAGAUGGUAGAGUUUAUGCAGGAGAAUGGAGAAAUGAUAAAAAGGAUGGAAAGGGCAAGAUGAUAUGGGCAGAUGGAACAAUUUAUGAGGGGGAAUAUAAAAAUGAUAAGAAACAUGGAUUCGGCACAUUGAGAUGGCGUAUUUUUUGAUUGAAAUAUAGUUAGCUGAUAAUAGACAAUAUAGUGGAUAGUGGGAGGAUGGUAAAUAGAAUGGAGUUGGAGAGUACAGGAAUGCUUAGUAGGGAAGUAGGAAGGGACAUUGGAUAAAUGGGAAGCGAGUAUUAUGGUUUGAUUGA